AGAAGGGAAGAAAAAUUAAAGAAAGGUCCGCAUUCAACCUAGACCAAACCGAGAAAAAAAGCGCAAGCGCAGAAACCCUAAUUCUUUAAAAGCCAAAACCCCUCCGCUUCACUCCUUUUGCUUCUUCUCUAACAUUUAUCAGCAGCCGGCUCUAUCUCUCUCGGUUCCCUCCCCCCUCUUUUCUAGCUCCAAUACAAAUAAACAAUCCUCAUUCAAAUCAAGAAGAGGAUGCCGCUGAAGCAGCUAUUCGACGAUGCCAACAACGACGACGACGUAUCGAAGAUUGAAAUUGACAAGGAGUUCGCUAAAAGAUACGAACACAACAAGAAACGGGAAGCUCUCCAGAGAUACGAACAGCUGCAAAAGGAAGGACUGGUUGAUGAAUCCGAAUCAGGGUCAGAGUCAUCAUCAUCGGAUGAGACAGACAUUAAGAAGACUGAUAUCAAGUUUUUUGAUAAUUUACUCAAGGUAAAAAAUCGUGAUCCUUCUCUAUAUAGUAACGCCAAACUCUUUGAAUCUGAUAGUAGUGAUACAGAAGAGGAAGAUAUUAAGGUUGGUAAUGAAAAACAUACGAAAAAGAAACCUAUGUAUUUGAAGGAUGUGAUGGCGAGGCAUUUGAUUGAGAAAGGGCCUGAGCUUGAUGAUGAGGAAGGGUCGUCAAUUAAGACUAAGAGGGCUGAUAAGAGUUAUAACGACGAACAAGAGGAGUUAAGGAAGGCCUUUUUGGAUGCGGUGGAGGAUGAGGAAGAGGAUGGAGAGCAGGAGUUUUUGAAGUUGAAAGAGAGGAAGAAUGAGGAGGUGAGUGGGGAUGGGAAUGCUGCUGAUGCUGAUGGUGUGGACUUUGAGAAGAAGCUGGGUGAUUAUUUUGGUGGGGAAGGGGAGUUGGAUGAGGGAAGCAUGUUUUUGAGGGAUUUUUUUAAGAAUAAGAUGUGGCUUGGUAAGGAUGAAAGGGAUGAUGUUGGGGAAGAUGAGGUGGAUGAGUUGUUGAGAGAUGAGGAGGAGGUUGAGAGGCAAGAGAAGUACGAGGAGAGUUAUAAUUUUAGGUAUGAGGAGAGUGUGGGGGAUAGAGUGUUGGGUCAUUCGAGGAAAGUGGAGGGGUCGGUGAGGAAGAAGGAUAAUUCGAGGAAAGAGCAGAGGAAGAACAAGGAGGAGAGGAUGAAGAUUGCGGAAAUGGAGAGGAAAGAGGAGUUGAAGCAUUUGAAGAAUUUGAAGAAGAAGGAGAUGAAGGAGAAGAUGAAGAAAGUCAUGGAGGUUGCAGGGUUUAAGGAUGAUAAUGAGUUUCCGUUAGAUUUGGAGGACGAAUUUGAUCCUGAUGAGUAUGAUAAGAUGAUGAAGAAGGCUUUCGAUGUGCAGUAUUACGAAGCAGAGGAUGUGGAGCCGGGGUUCGGGAGUGAUGAUGAUAAUGAUGAGAUGGAGAAGCCAGAUUUUGAUAAGGAGGAUGAGUUGCUUGGACUUCCUAAAGAUUGGGACAUGAUUGACUCUAGUGAUGGGUUUUUAGCUGCAAGGGAAAGGAGUUUGAAACUGAAGCAGCAGAAAGGGAAUGACUGCUAUGAGAAAGAAGAAGGAAGUGGAGAAGAACGGAGUGAGGAAAGUAAGCGGAAGAGGAAGCGAAAAAUGUCACUUGUGCAGAAAGUUAAAGAGGAAAUGAUGGAAGAAUACUACAAGUUGGACUAUGAGGGUACUAUUGGAGAUUUAAAGACGAGGUUUAAGUAUGCUAAAGUGGAUCCUAACAAGUUUGGGUUGAAGACGGAAGAGAUAUUAGAGAUGGAUGACAAGGAGUUGAAUCAAUAUGUUUCUAUUAAAAAACUUGCACCCUAUAUGGAUAAGGAAUGGAAGGUGCCUAGUACUAAGAAACACCAGCAAAAGAUGAUGAUUAGGGAGCGUUUGCAGGAGAAAUUUGACAAGAAGAACAAGACAAAACAUAAGAAAGAUAAGCCAUCCUCAGUUCUGGGUUCCAAACAAGAUGGGACAGAAAAGCUGGACGAAUCAAAUGUGGAUACUGGCAACUUAUCCAGGAAAGCCAAAAGAAGACGCCGCCAGGCAGAACUGAAGUUAUCACGCCCUCGGCUCAUUGCCUAUGGGAAGGUCCAAUCUUAAGCAGCACUUAAGCUAUUUCCGAUAUCAUUUCUUUUAUUUAUUCAUUUUGAUGUGUACUCCUGAUUGAUGUCCCUUCUUUACUUGCAAGGAUGAACUCACUCUAGAACCAAAAGUAACGUGGUUGAGAAUCUGUUGGCAAAAUUCUUUCCCUUGAUAAUCUUUCUGAAUUUUGUA
Populus trichocarpa (black cottonwood) is the source of this 2271-nucleotide messenger RNA. RefSeq lists its product as uncharacterized. The record is from RefSeq and is a predicted model, not a curated record. Bases 229 to 2097 code for a protein of 622 amino acids. NCBI's taxonomy places the organism in Eukaryota, Viridiplantae, Streptophyta, Magnoliopsida, Malpighiales, Salicaceae. Gene Ontology annotation, cellular component: nucleolus; 90S preribosome. The transcript has a single exon. Gene Ontology annotation, biological process: endonucleolytic cleavage in ITS1 to separate SSU-rRNA from 5.8S rRNA and LSU-rRNA from tricistronic rRNA transcript (SSU-rRNA, 5.8S rRNA, LSU-rRNA).